CUUUUGCAGUAAUUUGCCAAUAGGCCUACGCCCCUCCCUCUGUAUUUGUGAGUACACUAUGUGUUACUUCUGACCCUGAAUGUAUUGCCACACAGUAACAGUCAUUUAUUGGUUAGACUUUAUUUUCUUAACCAUCAGCUCAUCUCACAUAUUUGAUAGAGACCUAUUAUGAGUUCAACCAUGUCUUCCCUAGGACCAUGAAUUGAGCUUUGGGGUUGGUUGUUAUGCAUGUGGCUGCCAAGUGUGUGUGUGUUGCGUGCGUGUAUGCGUCGUCGCACGUCUGUCUCUGUGUGUGUGUGUGUGUGUUCACUGGGGAACCAGCCCCUGUACGUUGGUUGCUGCACUUACAGAGGAAGUGUGUGUUUCCUUGGGGGGAGAUGGUGUGUGUGCCGUCACUCUCCUUCCAACUGACCAUGUCGUUAAACACACACACACACAGAAACACACACACACACAACAAUGGCUGCCCCUGCCCCCUACCAUAACUUAUCGGUACUCAGAUAUCUCAGACUCUGACGUAGUUUUCUGACAUUCUAAAUGAAUGCUGCUGGUGAUAGUGUUGAAUGACGUAUUUUCCUACAACACUGUAUGUACAUGUUAUUUUUGUAAGCAUGACUGUUUUUAAAUGGAGAAGCCUUUGUGCUACAAAAACCAAAUAAAUAUCUGAAGAGAAAUCAGAAGUGUGUAUUGUGGGAGAAUGUAAGUUGGGCUGUCAACAUACAUCCAUUUACCAAGAGAACAUCCCACUUCUGAUCUAGGAAGGACAGUUAGGCUUUUUUUUUUUUAAACAAGGUGUAUGUAUGUGUUCUUGUGUGGAAGACAGAUGUACAGUACACAAAUUAACUUGCAAACACACAUACAAACACAUCUAAAUAUGCUGCUCACCUCUUCCCAGAAUCUCUCAGUAUGUGGUGAUGUCUUAAAAAUGCCUUACUGAGACAGAUUGAAUGGGAGGAAGUGGCUCUAACUUCCUCAGGAAAGAGGGAUAGGAAACGGACGGGUUUGGACCGCUCAGUCAGGCUGCACUGGGCCUACAACUACAAGACUAAUGACUGAAGAGAGCUAGGCCUACAAGACCACAGAGCUGGGCUGGGGGAAAGAAAGAUAGAGCGAGAGAGUGACUGGGGAGAAAGAAAGAUAGAGGGAGCGAGAGAGAUAAAUAAUUGAGAAAGAGAGAGAAGACUGCCUUCAAUUUCCAUUGUCCUCUUCUGGACUUGGGAAGAGAAGAGUGAGCGAAAGAGAAGAAAAGGAGAAAGGGAUUUUCCCGUGGACUGGUACAGACCUGGUUGUGGGGUGGACAUGGGCCUAUAUCUGACGGGUCUAGGACUACUGCUCUGCUGUUCCCUCUCCUCCCCUCAGAGACUGGCCCCCUCAGGGAGAAAUAUCUGCCAGGACCUCAGGGAUCCCUCCACUCUUGUCUGUUGUACUGGAUGGAGACAACAGGGAGAGGAGUGUACUAUACCUGUGUGUGAUGGCGAGCAGGCCUGCCAGCAGGAUGAGGUGUGUGUACACCCGGGCGUCUGUCGCUGUCGACCUGGCUACUAUGGAGCCCACUGCAAGACACGCUGCCCUCCAGAGUUCUGGGCACCGGACUGCCGUGAGCUGUGCAAGUGCCACCCUCAUGGGCACUGUGACCCGAUCACGGGCGAGUGUACGUGCCUCCCCAACCGCUGGGGGCCACUCUGCCAGAACACCUGCAAAUGUGGCCGUCACGGGCACUGCCACCCCGUACACGGCAACUGCACCUGCGACGAGGGCUGGUGGACGCCCACCUGUGCCAAGCAGUGCCAGUGCUACCCAGGCACCUCCACCUGCGACCCACUGACCGGCAGGUGUCAGUGUGCCCCGGGGUAUUGGGGUCAGAAGUGCAGCCUUCGCUGUAGUUGCUACAUAUCAUCCUGCCAACAGAAGACGGGGGCGUGCGAAUGCCAGAACGGGUGGUGGGGUCCGACGUGUGACCGCCGCUGUAACUGUGACCUGGAGCACAGCGAGUGUGAUGCGGUCAGCGGGGAGUGUGAAUGUCAGCCUGGGUACAAGGGAGCCUUCUGUAAUGAACCGUGUGGACCUGGGGAGUAUGGCAGUGGCUGUAAACUGAGCUGUGGCCACUGUAAAGGAGGCCAGUCGUGUUCUGUGGUUGACGGUGUCUGUAUGGCCUGUGAGCCUGGGUGGAACGGCACACACUGUGACCGGCUGUGCCCGCGCGGUUACCAUGGAAACCACUGCCAGGACGUGUGCCCGCGCUGCAGGAACGGUGAACCAUGUGACCCCAGGACGGGGGUGUGUUCACGAUGUGAUCCAGGAUGGACUGGACCCAGGUGUGACGAGCCGUGCUCUAACAGGACAUUCGGGGACACCUGCAGCUUCCUGUGCAGCCCCUGUUUCCAUGGCCAUUGUGAUCACGUGACAGGAAGUUGUGUCUGUGGGCCUGGGUUCCAGGGACAGAGUUGUAACAUCACCUGUCCAGACCAGCUGUAUGGCUUUAACUGUUCCUCUGUCUGUGACUGUGGUGAGGGCACCGCCUGUCACCCAGCAACGGGGGCGUGUCCAUACAGUGGUCGCGGGGCUCUGAUCGCUGGUCUCCUGGUCCCUUUGCUCUUGGUGCUGCUGGGUCUGGUCUGCUGCUGCUGCUGCUGUGGAGGACCUACUGACGGCAAAGACAGGGUAGCAGUGGGUGACGGUGGUACCUCUGUCCGUAUGAAGCAUCAUGUGUAUAACGUCCUGGCCAACGUGAGCUCUGCUGUACCCUGUAUCUCUGUCUGGUCCUCUGGGCUACCCAGAGUCACAGUGUCCCACCACGACCCUGAGCUGACGUUCAACCACAGCUUCAUAGAGCCUCCCUCCUCAGGCUGGCUGACGGACGGAUCCUCCUUCGACAGUGAUGAGGAGACCGGAGAGGUGCUCUACUGUGUCCCCCCCAGAGAAGACAUCCCAGCAGUGGCGGGCGGUGAGUUCCAGGAGUUCCAGCAUGAGAUGAGUUCUAAGUGUAACAUGUUCCCCGACCCCUCUGCCUUCAGCGUUAGUGCAGAAGACAUGUCCCUCCCCUUUGGCAUCCCCCGCACCUCCAGCAAUGCCAAGUCCAAACGCCCCUCCGUCUCCUUCGCCGAAGGCACCAGGUUCAGCCCCAAGGAGCGCCGAGGCUCUGCCCAGGAUCUGACACCCGGGGCCCCUCGCACCAAACCCAAGUCCCCCUGGGGGGUCCUGAUGCUGUCAGCCCUCCAGGCCCAGGGAGGGAAGGCCUCAGAGGGGGAAGAGACGGAGACAGGUGAGGGGGGGGUGGAUGGAUGUGGAGGUGGGACUGGACCAUUGGAAGACCUAGGAUUCAGUGGUGAAGCAGGGGAUCCCGAUGUGGACAGGUACACAGCCACCCCGUCCCGAGCCAUGUCUACCCUGCAGGUGCCUGGAGCAGUGGUAGGGCGAAGACGCACCAUAUCCAACGCCGCUGUUACCAGAAAGGGCAGGCAAACAUCAGGGUCCACAUUCGAUGGCCAGCAGGCAGAGAUGGAUAAAGGGAUGGACAAGGUGACAACAGUGUACGUGACAGUGGGGAAGAUGGGGGUGGGAAGGCCCCUGUCUGAACUAGAGCUCCCCAGCUCGGAGGGCCCGGUCCAGGCCAUGCUACGCAGGCUAGGCAGCCUCCAGAGACACAAAGACCAGGAGGGGGGAACUAAGCCCAAGGGGAAGAGCCCGGGGAUGGAGGGGAUCACCAAGCCCCCCAGGAGGAAGCUGGGGGCCAGGGCCAGAGUGUGGGAGCAGGGGGGUCCCCCACCCUCGGGGGGGGAGGGUCCUGUAGGGGAAGGUGUACCUAUGAGGAAACCCAGUAGGAGGAAACAGCACGCCCACCACAGCUCGCCUGCUGUCAUGGGAAACACUGACGCUGGCAUUAACACUCACCCCCCACCAGAGGACGCCACUGCCACCAUUACGCCCACAAGGCCCCUGUCCUCCAUUUUGAAAAGCGUGCCAGAGGUCGCUGGGUCAGAGGUCAGGGAUGAAAAGUCAGGGCUGAGGGGAGAGAACGGCGACUCUGAGACUGAGAGUGGAUAUGGAGUCGGGCCAGCUGGAGUUGUAACGGACGCUGUUAGUCUGAGUGAAGUCAUCGCCAAUGAAGGAGUGGUGGCCAGUGUGGACGAUGGACCUAACCUUUAUGAGAACGUGAUGAUUAUGCAUUCCUAACUUCAGAUGCAAUGACUGUGGUGCUCUGUCUCCUCUCACAAUUUAGUAUGUAGUUCGACUACUAAUGAAUGAGGAAUUUGGAAACUAGCCUAAUGUACUGAAGUUAACAGUCGAGUCUGACAUGAACUAGCAAACUUUACAAUAUUGAGUAUACAAUCUUAUGAAUUACAAUAUGUAUAUGAUGGUUCUGUACAAUAUGUACUGUAUGUAUAUCAUACAACAAUAGGAUCAUGUUGAAAUCGCCUUACCAAAUAGCUAUCGACACUGUAACUGCCAUGUGUGAAACAACUAUGCAAAUUAAAACUAAAAAUGCAUGCUC
Molecule: messenger RNA, 4492 nt
Organism: Coregonus clupeaformis (lake whitefish)
Lineage: Eukaryota; Metazoa; Chordata; Actinopteri; Salmoniformes; Salmonidae
Product: scavenger receptor class F member 1-like
Exons: 13
Coding region: 1300-4173 (957 amino acids)
Molecular function (GO): scavenger receptor activity
Source: RefSeq, a predicted model, not a curated record